AUGGAAAAUCCUCGUCAAUCUACAAGUGCUCUUUGCAGGACAUUAGCGCAUGCUUUGAAGCGCCUGUUCAAGUCCGUCAAGGCUCGAACUGGCGAAAAUACUCUCAAUGGCCCUGCGGACAUCCUACGUAGGGACUGCUCCCUCCCACCAUCCUUGUUGCCACGGAUCUCCCAGGUUUCCAUGUUCCCAGACUUUGAGUCUCCUGAUAUAUUCUAUGAUGAUGCUGAUAACCGCACACCAACACUCCCAAUGACUUUCCACGAAAGCCACACCAGACAAGGACUUCCAAGAACUCUCCUGCCAGCGAGAUCCCUCAGUCACUUCAAUCUCCAGCAGGUCUAUGCUGACCACUGUGGUCUGCCUGUUCUGCCAACUAGAAAGCAAGACCAUGUUUGGCCAGCCGAACAGCUAACCCCUGCUAAUACCGGCAGAGUCCCCGCACACAAACCGGUACUCGUUUCCAAGAAGUCCACCCUACAGAUUCGUCGACCUGUCUCAUUCCAUGCGAGUAUCGUCAAUGCAGGUCCCGCUGCAUCCAUCCAUUCCGACAGCUCCUCUGCUGUGCUCCGCAGAACGAAACGUUCAGGGAACCUCCGUAAGUGCGCAAUAGCAGAAUCACACACGGCCGAAACAAAUCUGUUGACUCCAAUAGCAGAAGAUGCUUGUUUCUUAACCUCGAAAAGCACUGGUCACGAUUCGUUCCGACUAGUCAAACAUUUUGCUUCCUACUGCAUAAUGGACAUGGCCGCUCCAGGUUGCCCUAUUAGUGCAGUAUCCGAAAAUCUUGGCUAUCUCUACGACAUCAAGGACAGGUUCGUGUUGAAUGCUCACGAAAUUUCCGAGCUUUCAAUGGACCUCAGCAUUGGUCGUGAUCCACAUGGCAACGAGGUCACUUAUCUUUUACUCUUUAGCCCUCUUAUAUCACCAGCUACCACAAAAAGCCGCUUCAUGCUCGUGUCCGCAAUCGAUGUUUCCGGCUAUAUUCGCUAUGCGGCCACUCUUGAGCCCACUCCCGAGCCAAGGAGAGAAACCAAGUACCUGAACUCGUACAGGGAGAGAUCGAAUCCGACACGCAAAACAUCUUCGACUUCAUGGAUAGAUGAAAAAACUGAUCAACUUGCAGAUGAGCUGCUUCAUGGAUGUUCCAUCAAAGAAUCUUCGGCCAGCACCUCUGCAAGCAGGAGAACAAUAUCGAAUGCCGAACCGGUUCGAUCAGCCCACGAAUGCGAAGACAUCUGGACCGCAAUUGCUAGAGAAGAAGGUCUGAUGACUCACUCAGUCUCAGCAGCCUCCAGAUCUUCAGGUUCUCUACACAGCUCAGCGACUUCUUCCUUCCAGAGCCGGGACCCACCCACGAGGUCAACAACUUCGCAAUCAAGUCUCGAUUACGCGGAUGAAAAAAUCAUCGAAACAUUCAUCGACAGCCUUCAAGUGCUGUACUCACAGUAUUUCUUGCUAGUCUGCUCGCCCCUGAACGGUGACUUCUAUGAGAUAUGCUACGUAUCCCCUGCCGUCUACGCAAGUGGGGAAUACGUUUCUGGUCAUCUCUCGCAUACCCCUUUCAACCUGGUCAAUGAGUUCGGUGCUCAUUUGGCUGCGGGAAAGCGUUUUCGAACGGACAUACGUUGGGGUGUUAAUGGGGUAAAGAAGCAGCUUUACUGUGUGCCGUUAAUGGGCCAUGAGCCUGCUCCUUGGAUCUGUAUGCUUGUUGAUGAGGGAACGCCGAUAAAUUGGUGA
Molecule: messenger RNA, 1737 nt
Organism: Endocarpon pusillum Z07020
Lineage: Eukaryota; Fungi; Ascomycota; Eurotiomycetes; Verrucariales; Verrucariaceae
Exons: 1
Coding region: 1-1737 (578 amino acids)
Source: RefSeq, a predicted model, not a curated record